This is a messenger RNA of Serpula lacrymans var. lacrymans S7.9, 481 nucleotides long. RefSeq lists its product as uncharacterized. NCBI's taxonomy places the organism in Eukaryota, Fungi, Basidiomycota, Agaricomycetes, Boletales, Serpulaceae. The transcript has 6 exons. The annotation marks the transcript as partial. Gene Ontology annotation, cellular component: cytoplasm; plasma membrane; Golgi apparatus. Gene Ontology annotation, molecular function: inositol hexakisphosphate binding. The record is from RefSeq and is a predicted model, not a curated record. Gene Ontology annotation, biological process: phosphate ion transport; cellular response to phosphate starvation.
GGGGAAGUACGGGAUGGGGUUGGUGUACUAUUUUUUCUACUAUUAUUGGAGACAUAACGGGAACAAGGAUGGUGGAGUUAGUUUUGUGCUGUGGUGUUUGUCGGGGACGAUAUACUCUAUCUAUGCGUGUACUUGGGACUUUCUGAUGGACUGGUCGUUUCUGAAACCUCACGCGCGAUACCCUCUGCUGAGGAACGAGUUGAUAUAUACUAAUGAGCUGCCUUUGUACUACGUUGCUCUGCUCACGAACGUCGUCAUCCGGUUCAUCUGGGUGAUCUACAUACCCUCGGGUGGGAUCAAUCUCACGGCGCGGACGUUCAUUGCGGCGAUGUUGGAGAUGCUGAGGAGGUGGCAGUGGAAUUUUUUCCGUCUCGAAAACGAGCAUCUGGGUAACAUGGAUCAAUACCGCGUCACGCGCGAGGUGCCGUUGCCGUAUACCUUUGACGGGAGUGGGCAGACGAAUGAUGAUGAGGACGAGGAU